CACGCUUUAGACUACUCAUGGCAUCCAAAGAGGAAAAGGCCAACGCCGCCCUAUCAACUUCGUCACCAAGUACCAACUUGAGCGUCACAAACUUCUCCAUAGAUACAAUCUUGGGAUCUGGGAAGAGCCACCAAGAAACUUUGAAAUCCACAGAAGUUAAUGACUUUAGAGAAGAUGAUUCAGAGCUUCUUUCCUCGCCUGAACCACCUUCUCCAUCUGUUCAUUCCAGACCCCAUCCAGUCUUCCCCAGAUGCUUAAGACCAACCCCUGUCACCCUGUCUACUCUCUACCACCAUGGGGUAUCACCCGUGCCACCCCCGGCACAACUUCACGUUAGCUACAUCUCCAACUGUCUUGGACUCCCAGUAGACAGACAAGAUUCUCCUACAAUUUCUUCUCCCACCAGCUACUACGGAAACCCUACAGUUAACAACCCUCCAGGACUAGGCUACUGGCUGAGCCGUUCACCUUUUCUCACACUCACAGCCCCGAAGCCGACGGGACGACGACCGAGAAAGCCGGGAGUAGAGAGGAAACCCCGGCAAGCCUACAGUGCCAAACAGUUGGAAAGACUGGAGUCAGAGUUCAAGGCUGAUAAAUAUCUGAGUGUCAGUAAGCGCAUGGAGCUAUCAGCAGCUUUGAAUUUAACUGAGGUACAAAUUAAAACCUGGUUUCAGAAUCGGAGAACAAAGUGGAAAAAACAAAUGACAGCGCGGAUGAAGAUAGCCCAACGACAAGGUAUUUGGCCUGCGCACUAUUUGACCACAAGUCAUGCCUUCAGCCCCUUUUUGGGUCCCCCCUACAUAUCUCCAGGUCUGGGACCUCUUCAGACUCCGCCCUCGGGGAUGCAGGACCCAGAGGAUCCAUCCUCGGCUCUCAGUCUCAUUUGUGGAACCGCCAGGCAUACCAACAACUCAUCAAUAAUCGAACAUCUAGAUGAAAAGAAUUAG
Messenger RNA from Limulus polyphemus (Atlantic horseshoe crab), 950 nucleotides. Its product is annotated as homeobox protein HMX2-like. Bases 18 to 950 code for a protein of 310 amino acids. The transcript has 5 exons. Gene Ontology annotation, molecular function: DNA binding; DNA-binding transcription factor activity, RNA polymerase II-specific. Lineage: Eukaryota; Metazoa; Arthropoda; Merostomata; Xiphosura; Limulidae. The record is from RefSeq and is a predicted model, not a curated record. Gene Ontology annotation, biological process: regulation of DNA-templated transcription.